CUUUGUUUAGAUGGACUAGUUCCAUUCCAUCGUUAUAGUCAGGGUGCUUAUAAUCAUUUCUAUACCAUAAAUCCAAAUGAAAUUGGCACCAUUACUCCUGGCAGCACCGGUCUUGGCAAUUAUGUUUACGAUGGUGCUGUUGGUAACAUUUAUGAUACGCCUGGUCCCGAUCCAUCGCUCACGGUUCCUUUGUAUCGUUACGUCAAUAUUCACAAUAGCCGCCAUUUUUACACGACCAACUGGCAAGAAAUUGGAACAAAUACAGUUGGCGCUGCUGUUGGAGAUUGGAAACAUGAGGGAAUUGCUGGGUAUAUCUAUUCGACAAGCCAACCGAAUACACGACCAUUCUAUCGCUACUAUGAGCAAAGUAACGGCGCUCAUUUUUACACAUCCGAUCCUAACGAAAUCGGUACCACAACACCCGGAACAGCUGGUAAAUAUGGCUAUGUAUUGGAAGGUAUUGUUGGUUAUGUUGCUUAA
Molecule: messenger RNA, 480 nt
Organism: Adineta ricciae
Lineage: Eukaryota; Metazoa; Rotifera; Eurotatoria; Adinetida; Adinetidae
Source: the annotation of a GenBank genome assembly